Penicillium lagena is the source of this 246-nucleotide messenger RNA. Its product is annotated as COX assembly mitochondrial protein. The coding region runs from base 1 to 246 and encodes 81 amino acids. The record is from RefSeq and is a predicted model, not a curated record. Lineage: Eukaryota; Fungi; Ascomycota; Eurotiomycetes; Eurotiales; Aspergillaceae. The transcript has a single exon.
AUGACCGCGCUGGACGAAUGCCACGCCCGCGGAUUCCUCCACAAAGCAAUGGGCAAUUGCAAUGACAUCAAGCGCGAGGUGAACAAGUGUCUUUCUGCAGAGCGGGCUGAUCGGGCAAAGCGGAAUCGAGACGAGGCCAGGAGCAACCGGCGGCGCAUUGAAGACGUCUGGGCGCGCGAGAGGACUGUUGAACAGGGCGGGUCUAAUCAGGUUGGUGCUGAGGGUUCUGCUGCCUCCAAGCAAUAA